Stylophora pistillata is the source of this 996-nucleotide messenger RNA. RefSeq lists its product as uncharacterized. Gene Ontology annotation, molecular function: nucleic acid binding. NCBI's taxonomy places the organism in Eukaryota, Metazoa, Cnidaria, Anthozoa, Scleractinia, Pocilloporidae. The record is from RefSeq and is a predicted model, not a curated record.
AUGUACGAUCCCCUCGGGUUCGUCGCGCCUAUUGUUCUGCCAGCCAAGAGUCUGUUGCAGAACCUAUGCAAGCAGAAGUAUGGCUGGGACGAGGAGAUUUCCGAUGCAGAUUCUAUUGUAUGGCAAAGUUGGCUGAAGGAACUAGCAGUUUUGAGGUCAAUAUCUGUGCCCAGGUGUUUCAAGCCGCCAGGAUUCGGUGCAGUCGUCAACGUCCAAUUGCAUCAUUUCUCAGAUGCUUCCGAAUAUGGUUACGGAGCAGUAUCAUAUCUCCGGUUUGUCGACGACAAGGGUGUUCCACACUGUUCCUUUGUCCUUGGGAAAUCUCGCGUCACCCCUCUUAAAACAGUGUCCAUACCACGUCUUGAGUUGGCAGCCGCAGUGGUAGCGGUGAACUUGAAUUGCCUGAUCCGGAACGAAUUAGAGUAUCCCAUACACGACACAAUCUACUGGACGGAUUCUACCGUAGUUUUGCAGUACAUUCGCAACGAAUCAAGAAGAUUUCACACCUUAGUGGCCAACAGAGUCGCGAUGAUACAUGAUGAAUCCUUACCGCAUCAAUGGCGACAUGUCGACACUUGUGCCAAUCCUGCUGACAUCGCAUCCAGAGGCGCGAAAGGCUCCGAAUUACACAAGUUGGAGCGAUGGCUCAACGGCCCGAAGUUUCUGUGGAUGGAAGAGGAAAAGUGGCCCGAACAACCGUCCCAGCUGUCGGAAUUGCCUCUGGAUGACACUGAAUGUAGGAAAUGCCCUGGUCGUGCGAAUGUCAUCGUCCGUGGUAAAAUUUUGGAACCGCUGCUGUCCCGCUUCUCAUCGUGGGACCGUCUUAGAAAUGCCAUAGCCUGGUUAGUACGUUUCAAGAAGUAUUUGGUUGGCCUCCUUAGCAAGGAUCCAGACAGCAUUCCCAAGGGACCCCUGACUGUGAGUGAAGUUAUUGCUGCAGAGAGUGUCAUCAUCAAAGCUGUCCAGCACGACGCAUUUCCAGCGGAGCUGGUUGUG